Messenger RNA from Vidua macroura (Pin-tailed whydah), 1779 nucleotides. Its product is annotated as hydrocephalus-inducing protein-like. Gene Ontology annotation, biological process: cilium movement; axonemal central apparatus assembly. Gene Ontology annotation, cellular component: axoneme. Bases 1 to 1779 code for a protein of 592 amino acids. The record is from RefSeq and is a predicted model, not a curated record. The transcript is spliced from 13 exons. Lineage: Eukaryota; Metazoa; Chordata; Aves; Passeriformes; Viduidae.
AUGUCUGGGGGGUUUGUCACCGGACUGAGUUCACACUUUGACCUCAAUAAGCUCGACUUCAAGGACAUCUCCUCUGGCUCUCGCAACACCAAGACCCGUUGCCUCACUCACACCUCCUCGGUGUCCCGUAUCGCCCUUUGGGGAGAAGCCCACUUCCCAAAUCUCCAAAUCCAGCCCAGCAGGCUGGAGUUCGUGGGUGGCACUGAAGGAGUGCGCUCUCUGGAGAUGACCAACUGCAGCUCUCUUCCCGUCAAGUACCGCUGGUCAUUCCGCUCGGAGGACAAGCUGGGAUAUGAGCCUUACCCACUUAAAUUCAAACCCCAACCACCAAAGGAGCAGAGAACCUGUUUGGAUUCCUCGGCAUAUAAAAGGAGGUUCCUGAUUAGAAAGGAGGAGGCAGGCACAGCCCUGAAAGAAGUGCAGGACUUUGCCCAGUCUUUAGGAGCAGAGGCUUUCAGCAUCCUGCCGCUGUCAGGCGUGCUGCAGCCAGGACAGAGCCAGCAGGUCUCCUUCACCUUCUCUGGCCACCGGGACGUCCUCGGCGGUGUGAAGGCGCUGUGCCGCGUGGAGGGAGGCCCCACCUACGAGGUGGAGCUGAUCACCUCACGCGUCAGCUACUCCCUGAGCCUCUGGGAGAUCGACUGUGGCUCUCAGAUGUUUAAUGAAAUUGGUCACAGCACGGUCACCCUGGAGAACACUGGCAGGAUUGAAUUCAGCUGGGUGCUAAAGCCUAGCACUGCCGACCAGCAUCUGCCUGGCGUGUUUCUGGUCAACCCCACCACUGGCUCCAUGGCACCUGGCGAGAAGCAAGCGCUGAAAUUCUCUUACAUGCCAGGAUUACCAGGAGCUUUCAGCAGGAUUUACCAGCUGAAAGUGGGUGACCUGGAGCCGAAAAAUAUCCUCCUGAAAGGAGAAGCGUCCUUUCCCGUGAUCACCGUGAACCUGCCCUGGAACACCAAAGAAAAUGAAAAAUAUGAGCAGCCACUGAAACAGCAUGUAAAACACCUGCAACAGUACAGCCAGAGGAAUAAAUCAGAAAUUGUUCAGAAGAUUCAGAGCCUGAAGACUGACACCUUGAAGUCUCAGACCCUGAAAACUCAGACUCCAAAGAGUCAGACCUCGGAGACUCGGGAUCCAAAGACUCAGGACCUGAAGCCCCGCGUGCCUGGCUCUGGCAUUGUACCAAGCACUCAGCUGCAGAUGAACACGGUGAGGAUGCUGAUAGAGAAGGCUGCUCUGGAGCUGCAGCAGAAGCUCACGUGCCAUCCCCCGAAGAGCAGGUUCCCUGACAAGCAGCUAUGCCAGAGUCUUGUCAAAGUUGAGCUGCCCGAGUAUGUCCUGGACAUGGGCACUGUCCUUAAGGGUUUCACUGAGAGAAGCACUCUGGAGAUCACCAACCCUGGGCAGAUCCCAGUGUCCUUCCAGGUCGAUGAAUCUGUCCUGCAGGACACAGGUUUCAGCGUGGACCUGGGCCUGAUGAAGAGCCUGGCCCCCAGCCAGACCAUGGCGUUUACCGUGUGCUUUGAAAGUGCCCGCUGGCCGCAGGGUGACGUGGAUGUGCUGCUGCCCAUAGAGGUGACAAAAGGCCCCACGUCUCACAUCCGCCUCCGCGCCACUGUGCUGGAAGCGUCGCUCGACCUCUCCAAGAACACGCUGCAGUUCUCUGACAUCCUGCUCGGGCAGUGCCAGGUUGAGACCAUCCGGCUCUACAACCGCUUCCAAGCACCCUGCAAAUGGUCCAUCGAGCCUGUUCUGAAGCGUGUUGAAGGAAGCUUCUGA